AUGCUAGGGUUUGACGUUAUAGGGCUGGACCUGCAGGGGCACGGCCGCUCCGAGGGCUGGCGGCGGCGGCGCUGCGUUGUGCGGGCCCUCGAUGACUUUGCUGCUGAUCUGCUGCUGCUGCUGAAGCUAGUUAAGACAGAGUAUAGACACCAACAGCAGCAGCAGCAGCAGCAGCAGCAGGAGGUGGUGGUGCUGCUGCAGCAGAAAGAACAGAUACAUACACAGAUGCAGCAUACACUGGAUAUUGUCAAAGACAUGCAGCAGCAAGAACAAGAACAAAAGGAAAACUAUAUGCAGCAGCAGCAGCAGCAGCAGCAGCAGCAGCAGCAGCAAGAGCACAAGGACAUGCAGCAGCAAGAACAAGAACAAAAGGAAAACUAUAUGGAUAUUGUCAAAGACAUGCAGCAGCAAGAACAAGAACAAAAGGAAAACUAUAGAGGAAAAAAAAAAAUCCGCCUAUGUUUCUCGUCGGGCUAUCGCUUGGGGGGUGGGUGGCGUUGA
Messenger RNA from Eimeria mitis, 501 nucleotides. RefSeq lists its product as uncharacterized. The record is from RefSeq and is a predicted model, not a curated record. Lineage: Eukaryota; Apicomplexa; Conoidasida; Eucoccidiorida; Eimeriidae. Bases 1 to 501 code for a protein of 166 amino acids. The transcript has 3 exons.